Messenger RNA from Effrenium voratum, 3321 nucleotides. The record is from the annotation of a GenBank genome assembly. Lineage: Eukaryota; Dinophyceae; Suessiales; Symbiodiniaceae.
AUGCCGCGGUUGCCUCGCCACUUGCGGGCAGCUUUGCUGAAGUUGAAGCAGAGCAUUUCGGCGACCUUUAGCGGGUCAUCGGACCCAGAGGCCUUUGACUGCGUUCACAUAGUGGACCACCUCCGGUGCAAGUUCUCAGAACCUCGCCACUUGAAGGUUUGCUUCGAGCAGCUGUACCAGAGGGCACGAGCAGUUGAGCCUGCCUGGGUCCACCCGCAAGUGGCGCAGUGCGUCCCUGAGGCGCCGGGGCCGCAGCAGGAGGCCGGUGAGGGAUGGCUGUUCAUUUGGCAGCUCGCUCAUGAGGAUGGCUGCUCCUUGAAAGGGCGGUCCAACAUGGUCAAUAUCCUGGAGACGGCCUUCUCCAUUUUGGAGAACACCUUCAACAGUGUCCAGAACCCAUUGGAUCUUCUGUUUUCGGUUCCGCCGGGAACCCCCAUUGGCGACUUCUCUGUCAAUUUCAGCGUAGGGCUCGGAAGGUCAUUGGCCAUCAAAAUGAUCCUUCUGGCCAUGGUGAACUUGAGCAACGAAGAGCUUCGGGCAGUGUUCCCUGUCCUCCGUUCGCUGUUCACUGUCAAGUUUACCUACAACCCUGCGCCCAACGAAGAGGUCCAGCCGGACCCCAUUCAGAUCUAUCACGUCUUGGCCGACAGCUUGGCCAAGGCUGGCCAGGAUGUGGCUGCUGGCUUGCCUAGGAAGAUCAAGGAGUACAACAGCCUGACAAGUGUGCAAAGUCAAUGCAUCUCCGAGCUGGAGGCUCGGGUCAUCUGCCUGUUGCCGCAGCAGACGGUCAAGUUUCGCGAGACGCUCGCGUACCACUGGCAGAACUACAAGAACGCGGAGUCAGGCGUCCCGAUGAAGCUGUUUGGCAAGUCUGGCAUUCUGGGCGCGGACGCCCCGGCGGAGGCAUCGGGGGUGUGGAAAGAAAUCCUCAAGCCGUCAGCGGAGAAGAACGAGUGCUUCCUGCUCCACAUUAUCCAUGUGUUUGUGAAAAGCCUCAAGGACGCCUUGCGCAUGAAGAAGAAGCCUGAGGCAUGCCUUUGGGUUCACUUCAGGCCAGAAAUGCAGAAGGAAAUGUCUGGCGACGAGUUUGAGCAGCUUGAGAGGACGUUUCUCCGGGGCAGCCUUGAGCGCGAGUUGGCAGACCGCGUGAAAGCCAUGAACCCAACCCUCAAGCUUGGGGACUUCCGGUUCCUUUACCUGCACUUGGGCAAGGAUGCUCCUGCUGGAAAGGAGCCUAUCGAGCUGGAAGCGGCGCAGGAAGCAGCCGAGUUUGAGCAGGCAUCCUUGCGCCUGUUCAAGGCAAAGUUGGACAAGGAUGUCUCUCUGUGGACCAAGUAUUGCACUUCGCUGGCAGACUUCACUUCUAUGCAGAAGGCACCAAGACCGGAUGAUAUCGUCGAGAAGCAAGCCGAUGCCCAGUUCCCUAUCAGGUGCUUGGGGCUAAGUGACAAUGUGGCGCCGUUUGUCAGCAGCUGCGCAUCGACUUGGGCAGAGAAGCAAAUCAUCCCUGCUUGUUCACUGUUCACUGUCUACAUUGCGAACUUGACAUCCCUUGGCUCUGCAGCGUCUCGAGGGAUGAAGGAAGUUGCGCGGUUGAUUUCCGACGCGUGCGCCCACAACGCUCAGAGGACCAUGGCCAUCAUCAUUAGCCCCAAUGUGGCAGGGCAUGGCCACACCUAUGAAGAGCAGGAGACCGUGCAGGUGCAGGACGAGGUAGAGAACAUCCUGAGGAAGGAGGAGUACAACCUCAAGACAAGGCGCGGGCAGAUCGUCUUUUCGAACGAAAGCAUCAACUCUCGCACACGGCCGUCCGUCCACCCCAUGAUCAUGUGCAUGAGCAAUCAGACGAAGGAUGACGGCGAGCUGGCUUGCUUGUUUGGCAGCAGCCAGUUGUGGCACAGAAGAGCCGUGCCACUCGUCAAGAUGAAGCCCAACAGUGAGUAUGUCCUCCCCAUGCAAGGCCAGACAGUUGUUGCUGCAGAGAAUCUGUCCAAGGCUCAGAUGCACAAGCAGCACAUCUCUGGCGUGGACUUGAUGGACAAGUUGAAGGAAUGGCUGUGGAAAGGCAUGAACAUGAGUCAGCAGUUUGGCGCAGUCUACGUUGAUUUGUUGCCUUACGACGACUCCCUUCUUCUGUCCACUGUCCAAGGUUUGGCGCGCGCAAGGCCGAAGGAGCCACAGGAGAUGGUUGUGACCUGUUGCUGGGCCCGUGGCGACCAGGAUGGCGACGUCCGCAAGAAGAAUGCUGAAUGGCUGACCGCUGCAGUUGGGAGGGCCAUGGACAGGCUUAUCAGGCAGAAGCUCCUGUCUCUCCCAAAUGUUGUGGUCAAGGAGUACACGCCUGAAGGCACUACGCCCACCAACGACUCGAGCUUGUACAGUCUGACCUUCCCCACGGCAGACGGGAACUUGGCAAUGCGCCAGAAUGCGUUGGACGAGUGGGGCCCCAAAUUUGCCCGCCUGAAGUCUGACUAUGAGGAAGCGAUUGCAAGCCACAACAAACUCUUCAAUUCCUCAGGCUGCCCUUACAAAGCUGACGGGCGCAAGAGAGCUGGAGAGGCCAUUGGAGACGACGUGGAGGAAGGUGAGCCCUUCCUGGACGAUUGCGUUGUGGAGUCCCUGGAAGAAUUGCGCAAGGCGCAUGGCAACCUGUCCACUGUCCACAGCAGCCAACCAGAGCUUUUCAAUCUGAUUUUUACUUCCAAGGGGCACCUUUUCCUCCAUGCUCUCGAGGACGGCGUGGCCUCUGCAAAGGUCCCUUUGUUUCAGACCUUCGGAGAAUUCCACACCGGGGACGCAGACAUUGCCAAGGUGCAAAAGCGCAAAGGGCACUUGUGCCAUUGGAAGAUGGAUGCGGCGGACUUCGAGGCGAUUUGGUCCCAUCCUGCAGGCUGGGACCCGGCGUUCCAGAGGCGCCCUGCCACUUUUCAGAAGUUUGCGGACUACCUCGCAGACCACAACGUCGUCACCUUCUCCGUGGCAUGCCAUGAAGUCAGCCUAGAAGGCUCGGACGGGAUCAAGGUCAAGAGCGUGGAAGAUUGCGCAUUUGAGGCCAAGAAGUUGCCUGCCCGCGCCGUUGCCGACUUGACCAACUGCGGCAGCUUGUUGACCUUUGCUGUUGUGGAUUGGGAGAAGGGCCAGACAACCAACGGAGCAUUAAAGCUCGUGAUGAGCUUCAGCUAUGAGGACUCAAGCCAGCAAAAGGGCGUUUUCCCGGCAAAGCCUUGCUGGAUGCUGGCGAAGCCGAACUCAAGGACAAGUGCUUUUUGGUGUGUGGCCCAGGCAAGCCCUAGUCCACUGCGCACUGUCCUCAGUCCAUGA